AUGGAGUUUAUCACAGACGAUUACUGUUGUCUCGGGGAACUAUCUGAUCCUUCCCCUCAUCAUGGCGCACUCGCUGCGGAACUUCAAUCUCUUCACCAAGAAGGUUAUGUUCAUGGAGACAUUUGGGAUACAAAUGUUAUGGCAAAAAAGGAUUACAGCCCUGGAUUCAAACUCGUGGAUUUUGACUGGUCUGGAAAAUAA
Molecule: messenger RNA, 201 nt
Organism: Suillus subalutaceus
Lineage: Eukaryota; Fungi; Basidiomycota; Agaricomycetes; Boletales; Suillaceae
Exons: 1
Coding region: 1-201 (66 amino acids)
Biological process (GO): protein phosphorylation
Molecular function (GO): protein kinase activity; ATP binding
Source: RefSeq, a predicted model, not a curated record